Messenger RNA from Schizosaccharomyces japonicus yFS275, 2307 nucleotides. RefSeq names its product NatC N-acetyltransferase complex subunit Mak10. The record is from RefSeq and is a predicted model, not a curated record. The coding region runs from base 232 to 2307 and encodes 691 amino acids. The transcript is spliced from 2 exons. Gene Ontology annotation, cellular component: cytoplasm; NatC complex. Lineage: Eukaryota; Fungi; Ascomycota; Schizosaccharomycetes; Schizosaccharomycetales; Schizosaccharomycetaceae.
GCAAGAUUGUUGUUUAUCUACCAAUUCUCCACAUAUAUUUCUACAUAUGCGUUGACCAUUUGCACUAUAUAGUAUGAAACACUCCAAUUAAUCGCUGCCAAAACUACACACAAAAACCAACGUUAUAACUUAAUAUUCUUGUAUAACAAGUUUCACUGCUGCUCUAAAAGCCAACAAAAAUACCUUUGGAGAAGAUACGGUUAAACAUUCAAAAGUUUUGUUUUCAAGAACAUGGAAAAUUAUCAGACUGGACCUUCUGAUAUCGUCAACAAGCUAUCAUCGCAGUAUAUCGAUUGCACUGAAGAGUAUAAGAAUGCUGUUUCUACACUUUACAAGGAAGAACUUGUCCAGUAUUCUGAAUUCACAUUACUGGAUUCCAUUAGUGCUUUUGAAAUAAUGGACGAAAAGAUGGACAGCGGGUUGAACUACAUGUCAAAGGAUUUGGAUUUGUCGAAGGACCUUUCUGCCCUUGAGGUUAUUGCGACCAUGGAUGGCAUUCUACGAGAUGAAUGUGAUUGGCAUAAGGGUACACCAAUGUCAGAAUCCUUAUUUACAAACUUGUUACUGUUGAAAGUAUGUCGUGCUCCCUUAAAAUCCUUGCGCGAACAUUCUUGUUUUUCAGACUGCCCUGAUACAGCAUUGCUAAAUUCUGUUAUCUUUCCUUACAUUGUUGCAACUAUAAAAUGCUGUGAUCUCGUAAGGCGCGAGUACCUUAGUGGGAAAUUAUAUGAUGAAGAGGACACAAGCGCAUCCUCUUAUCAAAUCUCAUUGCUCGAAACUUUCCCAGCCGAAGAAGCCGACAAAUUAUUAGUUAACAGCAUUGCUUGUCUUGAUGGAAGUUUGCAGAAAUACACCGAAGAAACAAGGACCUAUGCCGACCACAUCCGUUUGCGACUUAAUAUUCGGCUUUUACUUUUGCGAGUUUACCAACGGCUUGAAUUUGACAUAAUGGAGCACGGGUUUUCGGAUAUUUAUCCCUUAUUAAAAGAGUUAUUGCAAUCACAUGAAGAGUAUGCGGCUAGUAUUAUGGAUACAGUUUAUGAAAAAUAUUGGGACUUUAGUAUACAAGCCCAAUUACCGGCCACGGCUCCCCCUCGCAGAAUACCCCGUCUUUCAUUUUCCGAGGUAGUUUUGUUUCUGGAAGAAUUUUGUUCUGAUGGAAUGUUAUUGAGCAAGGUGCGCUUCAUCGAUACUCCCAUUUCGUUAUUUCACUAUUUUUUGGAAUUCUCAAAGUUGGACCGCCUGCCGGAGGCCUACAUUCGUUCAUCACUACAGUCUAUUGUUAUGAAUGGUGAUCUUGUGUGCGAGCGAGACACACCACAAUCGUUCUUUAUUAAACUACUCUUCAAUUUUUACGGAAAUUCUCUGAACCUGAAUUUUUUAUCAUCUUCUGCCUUCUAUUCUUCAAUAACACUUCCGCUGGCACAAUCUUUACAAGACACUGUCCUUCGUUUGGCAAAUUCUGUCAUCGACAUAUUGCGUCUUUGCUCACAUAAUCCGUGUCGGCAAAGAAGAAACGCAAUUAAUAUCCUUACUGAUUUUGAUUUCCGUCAUUAUGAUUCGCUCCUUGUCGAAAAGCAACUCUCCAUUGAGGCACCUGAUGUUGCCUCAAGGGUUGGAUCGUUUUUGUCUUCAUUCGCCUUGCAUCUCCAAUUAAGCCUUAUGGAAUUUAUACUAGUCAGUGGUUUUGAGCAAGAGCUAUUUUUGUUAUCUCAGGCUGAUAUAUACUUCUCAUAUCUUCGAGACCUGUAUGUGUCUCACUAUCGUCUGGUGAAAACUUUACGUUCUACAUUCAACCUUUAUGAUAGUGCAUCCUCAUAUUUAUCUUUUCUUGAACAUGAAUACUCAACGUUAAUUUCAUUUGCAGAGGGUUAUUUAAAGAUGACUUGUUUGUUAAUUACGAUUAAUGCAAUUCCUAAAAAAACACUUAGAAACGAAGAUGAGUUCCAAAAAUCACAAUUCCUAACCCACUUUAGACCUUUCCUUCAAUUACGGAGCCUGCCGCCUCUCUCACUUUCAGUUUUAAAAGAGAAUUCUAAACCUUGUGUCGAGGAUGUACUAAUCAAAGAAGCUAAGGAGCACUUUAAUGCUGCUAAAAAGAAUUUUCUUCUUGUAGCGAAACAGUUUUCUUCAGUGUUAAAAGAUGAAUCUGUUGUAGACUUAUACAACAAUCGUCUUAAAAAACACAUCAGCUGCUGUAUAGCAAAUGUUUUAACAUUAGAUCUAUACAGCCAGAACAGAGAUUUAAAAAUUAUAAUCGAACACAAAUAUGAUCCUGGAAUGUAUAAUAUCUCUAUAAAGAAGUGA